Messenger RNA from Pararge aegeria (speckled wood butterfly), 999 nucleotides. RefSeq lists its product as uncharacterized. Lineage: Eukaryota; Metazoa; Arthropoda; Insecta; Lepidoptera; Nymphalidae. The record is from RefSeq and is a predicted model, not a curated record. The transcript is spliced from 5 exons. The coding region runs from base 144 to 695 and encodes 183 amino acids.
GGGCCAAGUGUUGCAAAAAUGUCACAAAACCGGUCAAAAUUAUUGUGUUGAUUUAAAUCAUCAUUUUUCUCAAGAACUUACUCAUUGUUCUCCGCAAGGUGGAGGUCAGAACAUCGGUAUUGUAUCCGUGAAAACAUUAAAAAAUGGGCAAUAGCGAGUCUGUCAGAGCUACCCAUUUUCAGCGCCCUGAUGUACCGGCGGACCCCGUGGAAGACGACCUACCUGAUGAGCACCACAUCAGCAUUUCAAACAAAAUGGUUGAACGUCUCGUCGAAGACGCUACGCUGACAGGUGCAAUAGAUACAAGCGCUUCCAAUCCGAGAGGGGAUUUCAAGGAGAAGAUGUUCAUGGAACAGCUCAAGUCUUUGGACGAAAAACAUACCGACAGAUUCGGCCUGACGGUUAGAGAGCUGAACGCAGUUUUAAAACGCGUGGAAUUGCGUACGACCAACAUGGUGAAUGUGGACCCCGUGUGUGCGGACAUCAAGCGCAAGAUCAUCGACUGCUACGACAGCACCAGCACGCCCGCCCAAGUUGCCCACUGCUGGGAUACUAUCGGUGCGUUCACAGAGUGCGUUCAAGAAGCGGGCGCGAAGAGACUGCAAGCGCGCAGCAAACUCGACGCUCUCGAACUUGAACGACGAACACGGCACGUCGCGCAUGCUCGCGAACAUGCUCUCAAGGACCUUAGCUGACCAUCAUCUUCUUUAUGAAUUUAUUUAGGACUUAACUUUUUAACGAGUCCAGAACUUUGGAGCAGUAAAGUUCUUAUGAUACCCCUCCCCAGUAAAAAAACCAUGCUAGUCAGAAAAGUGGUUUUAUUUUUAGUUUAUCAUUAAUUAUUUAUAAAUAUCUAUACAUAUAACAUGAUAACUUAAACAUUAUGCCGAUUAUUCUUACUAAUGUAAUAGAUGUGAAAGUUUGUUUGUAUGUUUGAUUAUCCUUCCUUUACACUCUAACUACUAACUAAGCAUAAAUCAUCUUAAUUUUUGGCGUAGA